GCUGCCUCGUGGGCCCACCAGGGUAGGCUUCCCGAGGGCUUUGUCUGGCUGGGCCAGGGCAGGAUGGGGGUUCUGGUGGCACUGUGGGGAGUGCUGAGCUUCCUAGGGGUGGCUCCGGGGGGCUCCCCUGCCCUCCACUUGCACAGCACCUCCUGCCACUUGGCCAGGCCCAUCGCCAGCAUCUCUUUGGGGUCCCUGAGCUUCCUGGGCAAGGAUGUCCAGGGACUAGCCCUGUUCCAUGCCCGCUGGGAUGGGCACGGGAGAUUGCAGGUGUGCAUCCGGCAGGAUGAGCCGGAGCUCACUGCAGCCUUCGGCGCGCUCUGUGCUGGUGAGAUCACCCGAGGCUCCUUCAUCCACACCCCUGGACCCGAGCUGCAGAGAGCCCUGGCCAUCCUUCAGAGCCAGUGGGAGGUCUGCCAAGGGCCUGCUGAGAGUCCAGCAGGGACCAGGCAGAAGCGAGCAGCAGGGCGGAGUGCAGCGCCUGGCAUUGGGCUCCAGCGGGUGAAGAGGGGCUGGACUAUGCCUGGCACGCUGUGGUGUGGAGUCGGGGACUCUGCCAGGAACUCCACGGAGCUGGGGGUCUUCCAGGGCCCUGAUCUCUGCUGCCAGGAACACGACCACUGCCCUCAGACGGUCUCACCCUUCCAGUACAACUAUGGCAUCCGGAACUACCGAUUCCACACCAUCUCCCACUGCAGCUGUGAUGCCAGGUUCCAGCAGUGCCUACAGAACCAGCGGGACUCCGUCUCCGACAUCGUGGGCAUGGUCUUCUUCAAUGUACUGGCGAUCCCCUGCUUUGUGCUGGAGGAGCAGGAGGCCUGUGUGGAGUGGUACUGGUGGGGCGGGUGUAGAAGGUACGGCUCUGUGCCGCUUGCUCGUCUCCAGCCCAGGACCCUCUACAAUGCCUCUUGGAGCUCCCCUGCCACCCCAACUCCCAGUCCCCAGAACACAGCCCCAAGCCAGCCUCAGCCAAUGCAGCAUCCUCAGACGUGGCCAGCACAGCAGAAAGAGUCCAGGCACCCCAGUCAAGCCAAGGCCACAGCCCUCCAGGCUCCUGCGGCCUCUGAUGGGCCUGCCAUGCUCCCCAGAGUCCAGCUGGAGGUCACCAAUCCAGGCCUCCAGGGGCCUCGGGGUGGCCUAAAACCUCAGGGUGUCCGCCGGGCCUGCCGCAGCUUCCGCCGCCUGGACCGGUGUGAGCAUCAGAUUGGGCCCCAGGAGACCAAGUUCCAGGUGUUCAACAGCGCCCGGGACCCCCUCUUCCACUGCAACUGCACGCGCCGCCUGGCCCGCUUCCUGAGGCUCCACAACCCACCCAUGGGCGCCAUCGUGCUUCGGGAGCUGCUGGGCAUGACCUGCUUCAAACUGGUCCCUCCGCUGGACUGUGCUGAGGACAAAGGCUGUUCCAGUGACCCCAGGGCCAUCAGAGUGUCAGCUCGGCACCUGCGGCGACUUCAGCAGAGGCGACGCCAGCUCCAGGGGAUGGGCACACACCACAGGCAGGCAAGGCCUUCAGAGCACCCAAAGGCCUCCAUGUCAUUCUACGACCGGUGCCUGCAGCUGACCCAGGGAGCCGGAGGACCCAACGGACAGCAGAAACCCUGGAACCAGUGACCUCACUUCUUGUUCUCCUGGGCACUGGAUCAGACCUUGU
Molecule: messenger RNA, 1651 nt
Organism: Dama dama (fallow deer)
Lineage: Eukaryota; Metazoa; Chordata; Mammalia; Artiodactyla; Cervidae
Gene: PLA2G3
Product: phospholipase A2 group III
Exons: 7
Coding region: 64-1611 (515 amino acids)
Biological process (GO): phospholipid metabolic process; arachidonate secretion
Molecular function (GO): A2-type glycerophospholipase activity
Source: RefSeq, a predicted model, not a curated record